CACAACUCUUCCUGAGAAAAACUGUAUCUGGACUGCGAGGAUGCUUUGAUUUCAGUUCUGUUCAGCGUUUGCCAUGUGUCAAUUCAAAAUUAAGUCCUGCUGAGUUGGUCUUCAUCAGCUUGAGAUACGUAGUAGAAUUCCAGCUUUAUUUUGCUAAUUUGAGGCCAGAGUCUGACCGGCUUGCCUGUUGUCAUCACUGUCCCUUCUGUGUUAUUACUCAGUACUCAGCUAGAGCUGCGGGGAGAGAAUUAGCAGAUGAAUAAUUUUGCUUUCACUUUUUCUGGAUACAGACAAGAACAAAAGGAUUGCUAACUUUAUUUGCCCAGGACUUUGUAUGACAUGGAUUCAGAAUCCUCUCAACACAAAUGUCUUGUAACAAAUGAAUUAUCUAGAAAGCCAGACCAUAACAAAGGACAAAAUGGAGAUGAAGACAUAGUUGCAGAAAUCAUGGGAAGAUGUUUCUGUCCUUCACUGGUAACCACCCAAACUUGGGAAGAAUUCAAUUUUGCUGGUCACCAGAUCAAGAUUACAGAAGCUAAAGACAGUUAUGGAGCUGUGGUUUGGCCUUCGGCUCUUGUUUUGUGCCAUUUUUUGGAAACAAAUGUGAAGCUUUAUAACAUGGUUGACAAAAAUGUUAUUGAAAUUGGAGCUGGAACAGGCCUCGUCUCUAUAGUAGCCAGCUUGCUAGGUGCUUGUGUGACUUCCACUGACUUGCCUGAAUUGUUAGGAAACCUCCAGUACAAUGUUCUCAGAAACACAAAACUGAAAUGCAAACAUGAGCCCCAGGUGAAAGAAUUGGUCUGGGGGGUGGACCUGCAGAAGAAUUUUCCCAGGCCUUCAUCUCAGUUUGACUACAUAUUAGCUGCUGAUGUUGUAUACCACCACCCUUACCUGGAGGAACUGCUUCUAACCUUUGAUCAUUUGUGUAUGGAUAACACCACCAUCAUCUGGGCCAUGCAAUUCAGACUGGAAAACGAAAACCAGUUUGUGGACCAAUUCAAAAAACUGUUCUAUCUGGAAAUGAUUUCUGAUUUUCCUAGUUUAAAUAUAACCCUGUUUAAAGCAAAGAGGAAGCCAAAAUGGACUUCAGUGACUGCAUCCUGACUUUUGGUUGUUAAAUGCCAAAUAAUUAGCCAGUUUAAUUCUUCUGCUUAAUUUUCCAGUUCUGAAUGUGCAUUUUAUUUCUUAUCAACAUUUCAGUUCAACACAUUCAGGGUACUGCAUAGAUUAUUAUAAGGCUAAGAUUCACUUGCAUGCUUUUGUAUGAACAGGUUUUGGGCUGCCAGGUCAACCUUAUUUUCUCAGUUGAUAUCUUGAUUAUUUCAGUGGUGCAAAGUUGACCUGCUAUGAUAAAGCAAAGAGAGGUGGUUGCUUCAAGCAACAGAUAGUGUGGGUGCAGGAAAGGUAGUGAAAUGCUAUGGGGUAGAGCUGUGUAGCUUUAGUUCUAAUAAAUGCUUUUCCAUUGAUAAUGCCUAAGGAAGACUCAACUGCCAGUCUUGUCACGUUUUGUGAAAAAAAGUAGGGGUUAAUGAGUAUCUCCUAUCUAAGUAAUAACCAGGACUGAAUUUUAACAGUUACAAUAGUUAUAGUGGCUGUGACGAGUAGGAACUGGAAUGUAUUGAAAAAAAUGAACACCAUUCUAGUUUCACUCUUGCUUCAAUAAAGGAUGCUUUUUUAUAGUCAUAUGGGUUUACACUCCUCUAUUUAACAUUUCCACCUUCUUCAGACUCAUCAUUAAAGCUAAGAGACAGGCAGGCAGAGAACAGUGAAAAAGCCACAAUAUGGUAGAUGUUGAAGCAGGAAGGUAGGAAUCUCUAAUCCUCACCCCAAGGAAAGCUGUUUUAUAGGCAAGGGACUGUUGGCUAAAAACUUCAAGCAGCUAUAUUGUGGCUACUGACUAAAGAAGGUGGGAGGAAGAGGCCCAGAAUUUAAAUCUGGGGGGGAGAGAGAGAGAGAGAUUGAUUGAUUGAUUUUAGGUGCUGUUACACAGAACUCUUUCUGACAACAGUGACUCGUGUUCAUCACCAUGCACGGUCCAAAAUAUAAUAGUUAGGAUGCUAAGUGGAAGGAACAAGUUACAAUUAUAAUACCACUACUUUAGUCACUGUACUGGCUACUGAUUAUUCUGAGCCCAGUUCAAAAUGCUGGUUUUAACCCAUUAGUCCCUACAUGGGUAAUUACAGGACCAUCUCUCUGGAUUAGAUUUGCCUUAUUGGAUCUAAUGUGAUUUGGCUUACCUUGUUUGGGAGUUAUGUUUGUUCACGUAGGGUUCUUUUAACAUAUGUGAUUUGAUGUUUAUAAUAAACCACCUUGAGUUUUGGAAGUAGUUAAAUAAAUGACUGCAUGAAUGAGGGCUUCCUUAUUCUUUGCAAUAAAUCUACUUACUUCACCUUCUUGUAUCUGCCUGGAAAUAUGGGACAGAGCAUUUAAUUGUCAUAUCUGGUACAAAGCCUUCACAAAUCUAUAUUUGGAGAAUAUAGAAAGCAUAA
This is a messenger RNA of Python bivittatus (Burmese python), 2489 nucleotides long. RefSeq names its product methyltransferase-like protein 21E. The record is from RefSeq and is a predicted model, not a curated record. Lineage: Eukaryota; Metazoa; Chordata; Lepidosauria; Squamata; Pythonidae.